UUAUUGAUGAACAACUCGUUAAUUGAAGUGGCCAAGUUGCAUGAGGAAAAGAAUUUCGAAUUUCUCAUUUUUACUGGAGAUUUGGUUGACCAUGAUACUGUCCACGCCACUCCAAAUGUCACAAAAGAAUCAGAAGUGACGUCGUUCAACUUGAUGAAACAUUUCUUAAACAAUAUCACGGUGUUGCCUUCGUUGGGUAAUCAUGAUGCAUUCCCAUAUGCACAGUUUUCCCCUUCACAGUAUGGAAGAAAUAACUCAUACGAAUAUAAUAUUGAUGAUAUCGUCAAUUUAUGGAUCAAUAAAGAGUGGUUUGAUGAGAAGGAUGCUAGUGAUUUGAGACACCAUUAUACUGGGUUCUCAUAUGUUACCAAUAGAGGAUUGAAAGUCAUAGCUUUGAAUUCCAAUGCCUACUAUGUAUCCAAUUUGUGGAAUUAUCUUGAUCAAUCUACUAACCCGGAUUUGUUUGGAAAUUGGAAAUUCCUUGUCGAUGAAUUGGUGGACUCGGAACAAAAGGGCCAAAGAGUUUGGAUAAUGGCACACGUUCCACCAAACAAUAAUGAUGCAUUGCCGCUUCAAUCGAGAAUCUUUGGUAAAAUCAUUGAACGAUUUUCCCCUUACACCGUUGCCAAUUUGUUUUACGGUCAUACCCACACGGAUGAGUUCUCCAUAUUGUACUCUAGCAAUGUUACUGCUGCGGAUGCUGUUGCUGAAGAUGUUAUCAAUAUGGCAUGGGUUGCGCAAUCAGUAACUCCAUUUACUAGUUAUAACCCUUCGUGGAAGUGGUACGAAGUUGAGCAUGAAAGUUUCAACAUCAUCAAUGCAUACAACUACUAUACUCAAUUGAAUUUGACCUUCACCAAUGGAGGUGAAGAGCCAGAGUGGGAAAUUGAAUAUAGUGCUAGAGAUUUUUAUGAUUCAGACCACACUUGGCCAGAAGAUGCGCCUUUGAAUGGUACCUUCUGGCACAACUAUGUGGCUAAACCAUUGUGGAAUACUAGUGAUCUUGCUUUUGCUCAGAAGUUUAUGGAUCUCAAGUACAGGUUUAGUCCAUUGACACCAAACUGUAAUGUGAAUGGCACAUUAUCAGACAAAUGUUACAACAACAACUGUUUUAUCAAUUUCUACUAG
Molecule: messenger RNA, 1128 nt
Organism: Lodderomyces margitis
Lineage: Eukaryota; Fungi; Ascomycota; Pichiomycetes; Serinales; Debaryomycetaceae
Product: acid sphingomyelinase family protein
Exons: 1
Molecular function (GO): hydrolase activity
Source: RefSeq, a predicted model, not a curated record